GGUUGGGGCCGGCCCCGGGGCUGCGGCGGGCGCCUCGUCCUCAUUGGCUGGCGGCCGGUCCGACCCGAGUCCGGAGCCCGCGUCCGCGUUCACUGUCAUCUGCGCGCAUCGCAGUCCGGCCGCACUUACCUGCCCCGCGCGCCUCGCCGUCCGCCCUUCCUUCCCGGCCCGGCCCCCUCGGGCUGGAAGCGGCCGCUCUGGGACGCGCGGGGGGGGUGGGCCAGGCCGCCGAGGGAGGUGGAACUUCCCAACUCCGCACUUGCAGCAGCGCACGCGGGGCAGCGGAGGCCGGGGAAGGGGCGGGGAGACGAGGAGGGCGGCCGGGAGACCCCGGCCGAUUCGCAGCCGCAGGCGGAGGAGGGAGGGCGGCAGCCGCAGCUCCGCGGCCGCCCCGCCGCCCGCCCGGACUCGGCUGCACACGGAUCCGCGCCCCGGGCGGCUGCGCCCUCGCCGCCGCCUGCGCCCUCGCCGAGGCGACCCGGGUCGCCGGACGCAGCCUCGCCUCGCCUCGUCUGUCUCCUCCCCGCAGCUCGGGGACGGCUCCGGAGCUGCGACGCUGGACGGGGCUCCGGGGUCCGGACCGGCAGCCCCGGAGGCGGCGGAAGCUCCGCGCCUGCGAGCGGGUGGGUGAGCGGGCGCCCUGGGCGCCCCUUCCUCCCGCCGGCGUUGAAUCUGUGCUGCCCGUGUCCAGGUGCUGGGCUUCCGGACGGACGCGGACCCCCUGCCGCCGCACGGAGCCGCCGGGCCAUGCUACCCAAAGCGGAGACGGAAGCCCUGGGCCCGGCGCGAUCGCAUGGGGAGCAGGGGCGGAUGCCCGAGAACAUGCAAGUGUCUCAGUUUAAAAUGGUGAAUUACUCCUACGAUGAAGAUCUGGAAGAGCUCUGUCCCGUGUGUGGAGAUAAAGUAUCUGGGUACCACUAUGGGCUCCUCACCUGUGAAAGCUGCAAGGGAUUUUUUAAGCGAACAGUCCAAAAUAAUAAAAGGUACACAUGUAUAGAAAACCAGAACUGCCAAAUUGACAAAACACAGAGAAAGCGCUGUCCUUACUGUCGGUUUCAAAAAUGUCUAAGUGUUGGAAUGAAGCUAGAAGCGGUGAGGGCCGACCGCAUGCGCGGAGGAAGGAACAAGUUCGGGCCAAUGUACAAGAGAGACAGAGCUCUGAAGCAACAGAAAAAAGCCCUCAUCCGGGCCAACGGGCUCAAGCUGGAGGCCGUGUCGCAGGUGAUCCAGGCGAUGCCCUCUGAGCUCGCCAUCUCCUCGGCGAUUCAGAACAUCCACUCUGCCAGCAAAGGCCUACCUCUGAACCACGCUGCCUUGCCUCCCACGGACUACGACAGAAGUCCCUUUGUAACGUCGCCCAUCAGCAUGGCGAUGCCGCCUCCAGGCAGCCUGCAGGGCUACCAAACCUAUGGCCACUUCCCUAGCCGGGCCAUCAAGUCGGAGUACCCCGACCCAUACACCAGCUCCCCGGAGUCGGUCCUGGGCUACUCCUACGUGGACAGCUACCAGACCGGCUCGCCGGCGAGCAUCCCCCACCUGAUCCUGGAACUGCUCAAGUGCGAGCCGGACGGGCCUCAAGUCCAGGCCAAAAUCAUGGCCUACCUCCAGCAAGAGCAGGCCAACCGGAGCAAGCACGAGAAGCUGAGCACCUUUGGGCUUAUGUGCAAGAUGGCUGACCAAACCCUCUUCUCCAUCGUGGAGUGGGCCAGAAGUAGUAUCUUCUUCCGGGAGCUGAAGGUUGAUGACCAAAUGAAGCUGCUGCAGAACUGCUGGAGUGAGCUCUUGAUUCUCGACCACAUCUACCGACAAGUGGUCCACGGGAAGGAAGGAUCCAUCUUCCUGGUUACUGGGCAACAAGUGGACUAUUCCAUAAUAGCGUCACAAGCGGGGGCCACCCUCAACAAUCUCAUGAGUCACGCACAGGAAUUAGUGGCAAAGCUUCGGUCUCUCCAGUUCGAUCAACGAGAGUUCGUGUGUCUGAAAUUCUUGGUGCUUUUCAGUUUAGAUGUCAAGAACCUUGAGAACUUCCAGCUGGUGGAAGGUGUCCAGGAACAAGUCAAUGCGGCCCUGCUGGACUACACCAUGUGCAACUACCCGCAGCAGGCGGAGAAGUUCGGGCAGCUCCUCCUGCGGCUCCCGGAAAUCAGGGCCAUCAGCAUGCAGGCCGAGGAGUACCUGUACUACAAGCACCUGAACGGCGACGUGCCCUACAACAACCUUCUCAUUGAGAUGCUGCAUGCCAAAAGGGCUUAAGUCACAGCCCGUAGGAACUCUGCUUUCAACACAAAAAGAGUUUGGGGGGAGGGGGGAAAACAGGAAGGAAGAAAGAAAAUACUCUAGACCGCUCCAAGCAACACUAAGAACUUGGUUUAAAAGAUAUUCAAUUUUAAAAAGGCAUAAUAAUCAAGUACUUAAUAGCAAAUAAAUGAUGUAUCAGGGUAUUUGUAUUGCAAACUGUGAAUCAAAGGCUCCGUGUCCCCAAAGGAUUCCAUAGAAAAAAUACUGUAAUGGAGUGGAUUGAACCCACAGAUGGAUGCCCACACCAUGUCAGAAUAAAAUCGGACAGAACAGUUCUUGUAUAUUUAAACUGAUCUCUGCUGUGAAGAAGUCUAGGAACUGGUCUGUGUUACUGAUUAGGCUUACACAGUGGGGCACUUGAGCUCACAGAAUUCCUCCAUGGUAAAGCUGAACUGACAGUUCUCAAGGGUUCAUCAGCCACACGUAUCAUAGGGCCCCCCUUCCUCCUGAGGACCCAGCCCCUCCUGUGCUGUGAUCACAGACUAAGGACUUGAGCUCAGCCACACACUCGAGUAGCUCCAGUUAUGAAAAGCCUAACUUUGGGUGUCUGUGUCUCAGACCUGCAAACAGCUAAUGAGUCUGUUAAUAAUGUCAGCUUGCCAUUCUAAGUAGGCUCUGAGUUGUUUUGUCACGUGCUCACAAUGUUAAAAAAAA
This is a messenger RNA of Manis javanica (Malayan pangolin), 2952 nucleotides long. It is a transcript of the gene NR5A2, whose product is annotated as nuclear receptor subfamily 5 group A member 2. Gene Ontology annotation, cellular component: RNA polymerase II transcription regulator complex. Gene Ontology annotation, biological process: tissue development; regulation of transcription by RNA polymerase II; hormone-mediated signaling pathway. The record is from RefSeq and is a predicted model, not a curated record. NCBI's taxonomy places the organism in Eukaryota, Metazoa, Chordata, Mammalia, Pholidota, Manidae. Gene Ontology annotation, molecular function: zinc ion binding; nuclear receptor activity; RNA polymerase II cis-regulatory region sequence-specific DNA binding.